UCCUUAUCCGGGCUGUCAUGUGACAUAGUGAUGCCGGCAAGGCUUUACCGGCGUAAGAGUUUGACACAUUUCUUGCGUGACAUCACGCGCACACAGCUUGGUCACGUGGCUUUGACGCCCGGACUUCCUCUCUGUCCACCGGCCUCAAUUACCCAAGCGGUUGCCUUUUGUCAGGGCACAAACCAAACAUGUCCACUGUGCGUAACUCCUUAAUUACUUUGACAAGGGCAACACCCGGAAGUGUUCGCGAGAGUGGGGUGCCAGGGGCUGCAGAUUUUAGCAGAAUGGCUGCCUCUUCUUCAUCCUCUUCAGCUGGUGGAGUCAGUGGGAGUUCUGUCACUGGAUCUGGAUUAAGCGUUUCGGAUCUAGCUCCUCCAAGGAAAGCACUGUUCACUUGCCCAAAAGCAGCUGGAGAAAUGUUAGAAGAUGGUUCUGAGAGAUUUCUGUGUGAGUCAGUUUUCAGCUAUCAAGUUGCAUCUACCUUAAAGCAGGUGAAGCAUGAUCAGCAAGUAAGUCGAAUGGAGAAGCUGGCUGGUUUAGUUGAAGAGCUUGAAGCAGAUGAAUGGAGGUACACCCCUAUAGAGCAGCUUUUAGGAUUCACCCCAUCUUCUGGUGGAAAGUGACAAGAAUAAAGACUGUUCUCUCCAGCUUGUAAUUAAAAGAGAGAUUCUAUGACUCCAAAACUGCAAAACUGACAACAAAGAGAAAGUUUCUGCUGCUCUUAUAAUAUGGACCUUGCUAUGUAAAAUAAUUUAUUGUGAGCUAGCUGCUCCUGUACCUCACACGACUAGUGAAAUUAGUUUGCAUUCUGUCACUAGAACACCACUAAUGAACAUCUAGAUAUUUCAUGGCCCUCUAAUGAUCUUUUAGUGGAUUCCAAAAAUACAGCAGGAGCGCCGAGGUCAGAGGGAUCAUGUGUGUUGCGGUCAAGUGUUUGGAAUGAGGGAAGUGUUAUGAAUGUACUCUUUCCUUCUGUAUCCAGGGUGUCAAAGGGAUUGGAUUACCACUGGGCUGUUAUGUUUUGAUCUCGUAUUACUUUGUAUUGAAAGAAGUGUUUGUAAUCAUCUAGACCUUGCAUUCUAUUACAAGCAGCACUGGAAUCAGACCCUUACCUUGACUUUACCAGGAUCCAUUGUGAUAGACUGGGUACAGGCACAUGCAGCGGAUUUCAUGCAAAAAUACAAACUCUUGCGUUUUGCCGCUGAAAUCUGCAGUGUGUGUCUGCACCCUGGCCAAAAAAAUGGAUUUGGGUAAAGGCAAAGUUAGGUGCUAAGGGUGCUGAAAAACACAGGCUGAGUUUCAUCCCCCUUGCCAUUACCCACACAGCUUCAUAAAUAGCAUUUUUAUUAGUGUAUGCAUCCUACUGUGGGGUUACAUAUGUCUUUAACCAGCUGAGGAUUUAUAUAAACACAGAUAUCUCCUCUGCUUGGUUGUGAGAGCCUUUGUACUGUGAGUUGCUGUAAUUAAUGUGUUUUAUGCUGUUUUGUACAAAUAAAUACCUGAAAUGCA
This is a messenger RNA of Xenopus laevis (African clawed frog), 1509 nucleotides long. It is a transcript of the gene anapc16.L, whose product is annotated as anaphase promoting complex subunit 16 L homeolog. The coding region runs from base 189 to 623 and encodes 144 amino acids. NCBI's taxonomy places the organism in Eukaryota, Metazoa, Chordata, Amphibia, Anura, Pipidae. The transcript has 5 exons. Gene Ontology annotation, cellular component: anaphase-promoting complex; cytoplasm; cytosol. The record is from RefSeq and is a predicted model, not a curated record. Gene Ontology annotation, biological process: protein ubiquitination.